This is a messenger RNA of Plasmodium vinckei vinckei, 21666 nucleotides long. RefSeq names its product dynein-related AAA-type ATPase, putative. The record is from RefSeq and is a predicted model, not a curated record. Gene Ontology annotation, biological process: rRNA processing; ribosomal large subunit assembly. Gene Ontology annotation, cellular component: preribosome, large subunit precursor. Gene Ontology annotation, molecular function: ATP binding; ATP hydrolysis activity. NCBI's taxonomy places the organism in Eukaryota, Apicomplexa, Aconoidasida, Haemosporida, Plasmodiidae. The coding region runs from base 1 to 21666 and encodes 7221 amino acids. The transcript has a single exon.
AUGUCAAAUUUUGAAGAUAAAACAACAUUAUUGUGGUCAUCAGUAUUAAUAAGAGAAAUAAAAAAAAGAGAGAAUAAUAAGAACAUAAAAAAUUCAAGUCAAAUAAAUAAAUUGAAUGAACAAAAUGAAAUAAAAGAAUUAAAAAUCGAAGACCAUAAUGGAAAUAACUCACAAAAUGAAGAUUUUAGUUAUGUAAAUUAUAUUUAUAACAAUUGUUGCACAAUUCUGAAUUAUUUUCACCAUAUUAAUAUCAAAAAAAGAAAAUUUGAAAAAUUAAGUAAAAAUAUUUGUUUUAAAAAUGCAAAUAUUUCUAUAUUUGGACAAUCAUUAAAAUGUAAGAAAAUAGAAGGGGAUAACGAAGUUCCCCAAUUACCCAAUAUGAUACUACCGGAUAAUAAUCAGAUUAAUAUUUUGAAGAGUAUUAUUAAAAGAUCGUCUCAUAAUUUAAAAAAUAAAUACAAGAUAGACUUAUUAAUUGUAAAAACAAUUAUACUGACAUUGUUUGAACCAUUUUUAUUAAAAGUGUCUUUAAAAUAUUUUAAUCUUUUAACAGUUUCAAUUGUAAACCAGAUAUUUGAAGAAGCUUUAAUUUUAUCGUCCCAUGAUUAUUAUAAUAUGGAGGUAAAAAGUGAGAUCGAAGAAGAAAAAGAAACACAAUCGAAAGAUAAUUUCAAGCAAUCACGUCCUUCUUUACAUAUAUAUAAUUUUAUUAAAAAAUAUAAUAUAGAUAUAGAAAUAUACUUUUGUAUGAUUUGCAUGAACAGCAUAUUAUUUUGUAAGGACUUAUUUUAUAAAAAUACAAUUGAUUAUUUUUUUAAUUAUGUAUUAGUAAAAUCUGAACAUGCUUAUAAUUAUUUCAAAAAUAUUUUAUUAAAGUAUGAGAAUAAUAUAAAAGCAUGUAAAUAUAAAGAGGAUAUAUAUUACACAUAUUUAUAUAAAAUAUUAUUAAUUUAUUAUUAUUUAAGCAUUAAUAAUAUACUUGAUAAAAUGUAUAUUAAUUUGCUACCCCAAGUUAUGAAAUGUAAUAAAAAUAACGAUCUUUUUGAGGCCUUAAUUUAUUUAAUUUAUUUAAAUUAUUAUAGACUUGAAAAAAACUGUCUACCCAUGGAUAUAUUUGGGCCCAGUUUUAACAACACCCUAGCAUAUAAUAAUUUUUAUACACAAUCAGAAGAAGACAACAACAGUGAAAAUAAUAUAUUUUGUGAUAAAACUCUAUUGGAAUGUAAAAACAAAAAAUAUAACCAUAUCAUAUAUGAUAUACUGGCAAAACAUAAUGGUAUUUUAGCAGAUUUUGAAUAUAUAUACAUUGAAAAAUUUCGAAACAAUGUGUCAGAAAAUUCACUAGUGAAAUUUUAUGAAAAUAUUGAAUCAGUCAUAUAUCCAUCUUUUUGCUUAAAAAUAAGAGACCCAACAAAUAUGAUAAAGAAAAAUAGAAAUAAUUUUGUUAUAACAAAAAGAUUAAUAAAUGUGAUAGAAGAAUUAGUUAUAAAUAUUUAUAAUAAAAAGCCAACAAUUUUAAUAGGAAAUGAAGGAUCAGGAAAAACAUCACUAAUAAAGUAUAUAUAUGAUCAAAUAUUUAAAAAUAAAUAUGAAAAAAAUUGUGUAAACAAAGAAAAUUGUGAAAUACAAAAUGUGAUAAGCAUUUAUUUAGAUGAUAUAUCUGAUUCAAAAACAAUUUUAGGGUUAUGGGAAAGUAAUGAAAAUUGUUUUGAAUUUAAAUAUGGUAUAUUAUCAAAAGCUAUGAAAAAUGGAGAUUGGGUUGUUUUUGAAAAUAUUAAUAAUAUUUCUAAUAGUAUAGUAGAAAAGUUACAAGAAUUGACUAGUAAAGGAUAUAUAUAUUUAUCAGAUAAGGGUGAAUAUAUAUACCCUCAUAAAAAUUUUAGAUUAUUUUCAACUAUUACUGUAAAUAACUAUGAAUAUAAUCAGUUUGGGAGUGAACAAGAUGAUACAACCAUUAAUUUUAAUACAGGAAAAAAAAUGGGUGAGAAAAAAAAACAACUCAUAGAUGAUGAAAAAAUUCGAGAACGUAUACUUAUAAAUCAUAGACCAAACAAUUUAAAUAAUUUAUUCAACAAAUGGCAUAGUGUUUUUAUUGGAUGUUAUAAAAAAAAUGAAAUAAAAGAAAUUUUAUAUAAAAAAUUACAAAAUAGUAUUCAUAAAAAUUAUAAAUAUAUACUUUACAAUUGCUACAAUGUUUUUAUGAAAUUACUUAAUAAAUAUCGUAUUUUAAGAAAAAUAAAUCUACACGAUUUAAUUAAAAUAAUAAAAAGAGUAAAUAAAAAAAAAGUAUUUUUGUACGAAAAUGAAAAAACAAAAAUGCUUUUAUUUCAAAUUUGUAAAUCUAUAUUAAUUUCACAUAUACCAAAUGCAAAUAUAAGAUAUAUUUUUUUAUUAAAAUUAAUAAAAUUAUUUGGCUUGUCUGAAGAUAAUGUUUUAACACAUUUAAAAAAUUUUUCAUUAGAAAAUUGUAUAAAUGAAUUUAAUAUAACAUUAAAAAGUAAAUACAAAAAAAUAUCUUUAGAUUUUGAUAAAAUUUACAAUCAUUCAUUUUUAUUAACGUCAGUACAUAAAUCUAUAAUUUAUGAAAUAAUUGAAGGUGUACAUAAUAAAGAAAGUAUAUUAUUAUUAGGAGAUACAGGAGUAGGAAAAACUGCCCUCAUAGAUUACAUAUCCAAUAUUUUUGAUAAAAAACUUCAUGUCUUUGUUUUUAGUGAACAAUCAGAAUCAUCAGAUCUAAUUGGUAACUAUUAUCCUUUCAAUAUUAAUGUAAAAACAAAUGAAAUAUUUACUGACCUAAAAAAAUUAAUAUCAAAAAUCAAUUCAUAUUUAACUGAAAAGGAAGUAAAUUUAUUUUUUUUAAAAUUAAGAAUUUUGUUAACCGAAAAAAAAUAUAUUACCUUUCUAAAUACCUGUUAUAAUUUUAUAUCUACAGUUAUAGAUGUAUUUCAAAAUGAUACUCAGAUUUUUGACAUGAAAAUUGUUAAAGAUUGUAAAGAGUUUCAAAAUAACUGCAAAAAUAUUAAUGAUUUUUGGAAUGAUAACAAUGAUCUAAAUCAGAAAAAAAAAAACUAUUUCUUGAAUUAUAAUUUUUAUAAUUUUUUCAAAAAGGAUGCGAAAAUCGAGCAGCUAGAAAAUGGGUGUAAUGGAAUUGGCAACACUAAUCAAGAUUCCAAAGAAAAUGAAAAUAAACAAACCCCUACAGUAAAUCAGGAAGAAAUAGAAGAAGAACCAACUAAAACAGGAAAUGAAUUAAUUUUCAAAUUUCAUGAUGGUGUAUUAAUUGAUUGUAUUCAGAAUGGUUAUUGGAUUUUACUUGAUGAAAUAAAUCUUGCACAAACUGAAAUUUUACAACGAUUGCAAGGGUUGCUAGAUUCAUCAAAUAAAUAUUUUGAUGUUAUAGAAAAAGGAAAUGAAAGAAUAAAAAUUCACAAAGAUUUUCGUUUAUUUGCAUGCAUGAAUCCUCCAAUUAUUCCUAAUUUGAAAAAAGGGAUGAAAAACAAAAAGAAAAUAAAAAAAAUGAAUUCUACAGAUAUAGAAAAUUCGAAUGAAAAUAAUACUGCAAAUGAUGAUAAAAUAACAAAUGAAUAUGAUGAAUUAGUUGAAGCAUUAGAUUCAAAAGAUGGAAUUGGUAUUGAUAUAUAUAAUAGAAAUACAUCAUCAGGUAAAAAAGAUUUACCACCUAUUAUUAGAAAUAAAUUUACUGAAAUAUUUGUAGAUGAAAUUGUAGAAUAUGACGAUGUUGAAAUGAUAGUAAAACAUAUUUUAAAAGACGUAACGUCUGAUCAUACAUUGAUAAAAAAUAUUACAAAUUGUUAUUUAGAGAUUAAAAAAGAAAGUUUAAAAAAUAUAAAUAAUAAUGAAAAUAAGCCAAUAUCAUUUUCUACACGAAAUUUAGUUAGAGCUAUAAAAUUUGCCAUACAUGUUCAUAAAAGAAAAUUUAAACCUGUUCCUCUUCAUUUGGCUGUUAGAAAUGGAUUUAUUUGUAACUUUUUAAGUUCAGUAAAUUAUAAUAAUCAUAAAAUUCUGGAAAAAAUUUUUAAUAAAUAUUUAAAACUAUCACAACAUAAACAUUCAAAAAUUGCUGAUGAUAAAAUUUCGAGUAAUAGUAAUGGUACUAUGCAUAUUGAAAAAGAUGGAAUUAUUGAUUAUUCAAUUUUAGAAAAUUAUUAUCAGUAUACUUUUUUUAACACCAAAAAUAACAAAGAGGAGAUAGAUAAUAAUGCUUAUUUACCUAAUCUAAAAGAAGUAAUAAAUGGUGGCAUUGAAAUUAAUUACAAUAAUAAGACUGAUAAAAAGGGAGUAAAUGAAAUAAGUAAUAAUAUAAAUGAAAAUAAUGAUAUAGAAAAAUAUGUAUGUGUUGAAGAUAGCUGGAUACUUUGUGGAAAUGAAGAUAUAAAUUUAAAAAAUAUCUUAUCGAAUUUUAUAAUAACAAAAAAUGUUAGAGAAAAUAUUAAAAAAUUAGCCUUAUGUUUAAGCAGUAUAAAAACGCCAAUAUUAUUAGAAGGUAAUACAUCUGUUGGUAAAACAUCUUUAGUUAAAUUUUUUGCAGAUAUAACAGGUCAUAAAUUUAUUAGAAUCAAUAAUCAUAUGAACACAGAUAUAAAUGAAUAUUAUGGCCAAUUUGUAAAUGAUAAAAAUAGUGAUAGUUUAAUUUUUGAAGAAGGUGCUUUUGUAAAAGCUGUAAGAAAUGGAUAUUGGGUUGUUUUAGAUGAAUUAAAUUUGGCUCCUUCAGAAGUUUUAGAAUCAUUAAAUAGAAUAUUAGAUGAUAAUAAAGAAUUAUAUAUACCUGAAUUAAAAUGCUAUGUUAAAGCACAUAAAGACUUUAUGUUAUUUGCUACUCAAAACCCAGCCAAUAAUCAAAAUUAUUUUGGAAGAAAAGAAUUAUCAAAAGCUUUUAGAAGUCGAUUUAUUGAAUUUUGCAUUAAUGAUUUUGAAACAGAAGAACUUGAAAUUAUUUUACAUAGAAAAUGUGCUAUAUCUCCAAGCAUUUCUAAAAAAAUGAUUCAAGUUUUCACAGAAUUAAAGGAUGUUAAAUCAAAUUAUAAUUAUUUUAAUGGAAGUUUAAUGACAUUAAGAGAUUUAGUUAAAUGGGGUAACAGAAAUCCAAAUAAUAAUUCAGAUGCAUGUUUGCAUGGAUAUUAUAUUAUUGCUGAAAAAUUGAGAAAUGAUAAAGACAAAGAAACUGUUAAAAAUAUAUUAUGUACAAAUUUUAUGAAAAAAAAUGAAUCAUUUGUUUUGGAUUAUGAACAAGAUUCGGAUGUAAUAGCUUUCAAAAAUGCAUUUACUAAACAAAUUUCCCAUGUUCGAAAUUUACAAAUGAGGCAAAUUCAAAAUGAUGACAAUUUAGAAGACCAAAAAUUAGAUAGACUUUCAGACGAUUUGAAACGAUAUCAAUAUCUAAAAAAUAUGCACUUUGGGAAAACAACAAGCCGAUUAUUGGCUCUAUUAUGUAAAUGUUUUAAAUAUAAAGAAUCAGCACUUUUAAUUGGGGAGACUGGAUGUGGAAAAACAACAAGUUGUGAAUUGCUUAGUUUUGUAGACAAGUUAAAGUUAAAUAUAUUAAAUUGUAAUGAAAGUACAGAUGUUUAUGAUAUUAUUGGUAGUUUAAAAUUAGUAGAAAAUAAAAAAGAUGAUUUUGAAAAACUCAAAAAAAUAUGUAUAGAAUUAUAUAAUGAAAUAUAUACAAAUUAUCAAGAUAGUUUUGCUUCAAAUUAUUUAAGUGGGAUUAUACAUGAACAAAUAACAGAUAUAAAAAAAGAAGAUUUCCUAAUAUUUAAUCUUUAUUUACAUAAAAAAUAUAACUUAAAUGAACAAAUUAAAAAUAAACUAAAUAAAAUGGAAAAAUUUAUAAAUAAUUUUAAAUCCGUUUUUACUUGGCGUGAUGGUAUAUUAGUAUCUUCUUUAAAAAAAGGGGACAUAUUUUUAAUGGAUGAAAUUUCAUUAAUUGAAUCAUCUGUUCUUGAAAGAUUAAAUUCGGUUUUUGAAUAUGAAAGAACCUUAAUAUUAACUGAAAAAGGGGGAUCAAAUGUAAAAACUCUAAAAGCCCAUGACAGUUUUUUUUUCAUUGGUACUAUGAAUCCAUGUGGAGAUUUUGGAAAAAAAGAACUUUCUCAAACUUUAAAAAAUCGAUUUACUGAAAUUUAUGUUCAGACUUAUACAUAUGAUUCAGAUGAUUUCUAUUAUUUGAUACUCAAGCAGAUUAGAUUUACAAAAAAAAAAAAUAUUAAACACAAUUUUGCAAAAUGCUUAUGUAAUUUAUUUCAAGAAAUAUCUCAAAAUCGUUCCCUUUCUUCUCAUGUUACUCUAUCUAUAAGGGAUGCAAUUAAAUGGAUCGCAUUUAUGAAUAUAUAUAUUAGUAGAAGAAAAAAACAGGAAAAAAAUAAUAAUAUGUUAUCUCUAAAUAAAUUAAAACAACUUUGUAUCGAAUCCUUUUACCACAGUGGAUGUCUAAUAUUAAUUGAUGGAAAUGAAGACAUGAAAUGUAAAAAUGAAAUAAAACAUUUAUUAACACAACAUUUGGAAAAACUUAUCUUAUCAAUCAAAAGUAAAACAAAUAAAAAAGUGACAAAACUAAUAAACCAAUUUGAUAAAACAGAUAAUUUUAUUUUCACACCAAGCUACUUAAAAAUUAACAAUUUUGAAAUUAAAUUUAAAAAAAAAUUAUUAAAUAAUUUAGAAAAUAUUUCUAACGACAAUAAUUUUGUUUUUGAUACCCCCAAUAUUAAAAUUAAUUUGUUUAAAAUUGUAAGAGCAAUGCAAUUAAAUAGUUCGAUCCUUCUUGAAGGGUCUCCAGGUGUUGGUAAAACAUGCAUAAUUAAUAUAUUAGCUAAAUUGACAAAAAACAAAUUAAUUAGAAUAAAUUUAUCUGAAUGCACUGAUAUUUACGAUUUUAUUGGAUCAUAUUUUCCAAUAAAGGAUAAGAAAAAUGAAUCAAAAGAUGAUGAAAUAGAAAAUUAUUUAACCAAUGUAAAGACAAAAAGAUCUAGAAACCAACCUUGUAAAAUUUUUGAAGAAAGCGAAAAAAAAAAAAGUUUUCAAUAUUAUUGGAAAGAUGGUAAAUUGAUAGAAUGCAUGAAAAAAGGAUAUUGGAUAUUAAUUGAUGAAAUAAAUUUAGCAAAUCAACAAACAUUAGAAGGACUGAAUUCUAUUUUAGAUCACCGUAAUGAAAUAUAUAUUCCAGAAACUAAUCAAAUGGUUAAAGGACAUAAAAACUUUCGACUUUUUUGCUGUCAAAAUCCAUAUAAAGAAGGAGCGGGAAGAAAAGGUUUACCUAAAUCCUUUUUAAACAGAUUUUCAAAAAUAUAUUUUGAAGAACUAAAUGAAGAAGACUAUGUAUGCAUUGUUGAAAAUUUAUACAAAAAUUAUAUUUCAGUAGAUAUGAUAAAAAAAAUUAUAAAAAUUGUUUUAAUAAUAAAAAAAAUAAAUAUUUUACUACAUGAAAGUGAAGGAUGGAUAUGGAACUUAAGAGAUAUACUACGAAUUUGUAAAUUUUUAAAAAAUGAAAAUAUAAAAAAUAAAUAUAAUAAUACCUUUAAUAGUUUCAUAGAAAUAUCUGAUAGGUUAAUAUCUAGUAGAUUGAAUUGCAUAGAAGAUAAGCUCAUUGUAAGAAGUAUUAUAAUAAAUGUCUAUUAUAAUUCUGUUGAAUUUUUAGAUAGUAUAAAAGAGGUGGGAAAUAAAGAUGCACUAAUUAGUUUGAUAAAUAACAAGGAAAAAAAUAAUCUAUACUAUAUUUAUGAAAAUUGUUUUAAUUAUAACAUAAGAAAUAAAAAUAUUAACCUUAGUGCAAAUAUAAAUGCUAGUGAUUUGGUUAUUCGACCAUCUCUCAUUUUAUUAAAAGAUGAGCAAAUAUAUUAUUCAUGUUUGUUAGCAACACAAUUAAAUGUACCUAUUUUAUUAAAUGGAAAAAAUAAUUCUGGGAAAUCAUCAUUUGUUCAUAAAUUGGCAUAUAUGUUUCAAAAAAAAUUAUUUGAGUUUGCUUUAACAAAUGAUAUUGAUACUUUUGAUUUGUUUGGAUGUUACGAGCAUAAUAGUCGAGAAAAUGCUAUAAUUAGUUUAGAAAAAAAAAUAUAUAAAUUAAAUAGACUUAUUUUAAGGCAUAUUUUUAAAAGGAAUAAUUUAAGAAAAUUUUAUAUGAACUAUUUUAGUGGCAAUAAAAAUGAUAAAUGUGUAAAUUAUUCUCGAAAAAUAAAAUCCAGAAGAGUUAAAAUUUACAUUAUGAAAACUUUAAAUACUUUAUCUAUUAAUUAUGUUAAAGCAUUGAAAAAUCAUAGAUAUGUUUUAGGAAAAGUUCAGACACGAUAUGUUAAUUUUAUAAAAUGUUUUACAACUUGUGCUACCUAUGAUUCUCCAUACACAGAAAAAAAAAUAAACCGUAUUCUUCAAAAUAUUUUAUAUUCUACAAAUAUAAUAAAUACAAACGAGAUUAAUGAAAAUGUUUAUGUAUAUAAUGAAGGAAAUUUUAUUAAAGCUAUUAAAAAGGGGCAUUGGGUUUUGUUAAAACAUUUACAUCAUUCUACUCCUUCAUUAUUAGAUAGAUUAAAUAGUUUGUUUGAAGAAAAUGGUUAUAUAUUAUUACAUGAGUUUGGAAAGAAGAAAAAAAUUAGACCACAUAAAAAUUUUCAAAUAUUUUUAACACUUAGUUCAGAAGAACAUUAUAAAAUUAGCAAAGCCUUAAGAAAUAGAUGCUUAGAAAUAUAUUUUGGCAAUAAUAAUGAGUAUCAAAUUAAUCCUUUAAAUAUUUCGGAUCCGAAAUUAUAUAGCACUAUAAGCGAAGAAAUUGAAAAAACAACUAAAGUUCGAAAUUUCAACAAAAAUAAUGGUAAUUCAAUUUUAGCAAAUAUGGAUACUCAUUUGAAUAGUAGCUCGUUUAAUAAUUAUUUGGUUAGUGUUGUCACCAAUUGUUAUAAUACCAUGAGUAAUAAAAGUUGUAAUAGUAACGACCUAAGCUCAAACCAAAAUGAAAAUGGAAUGAAUAAAAAAGUUGUUAAAGAUAGCUAUCUAAAUAUAGUUAAAGAAACAAAUAUAUUUAUUUAUAUAAUAAAACUUUUUUUUAAAUAUUUGAAAAUGGAAAGUGAAAAGAAAUAUAAUAUAAAAACACAAGGUGAUGAAGACAAAAAAAAUAAAAUAAUAAAAGAUUUAAUCUUCUUUUUUUUUAAAGAUAGUCAAAUAAAAGUAAAUUGUAAAAUAAUUAUAGAUUAUAUAAAUUAUUGUUAUAAUGCCUUUUUUAAUACACAUGGAGUUAAAUAUAACAAAGAUAUAAUUUAUUUUUGUCUAAUAAUAUCACUAAGUACAUAUGUUAUAGAAUAUAUAUGUAAUGAGGAAAUAAAGAAAGAACAUUUGCUAAACUUUUCAAAAGAUGAAAAUACAAGUGAAAAUUAUAAAUUUUAUAAAAAUUACAAAAACAAUUUAAACAUUUUACUAAAUUAUAAGUUUGAUAAUAAUAUUUAUUUUAUAGAUAAAUAUAUUGAUUACAUUUGUAGUCAAAUUUUGAUAAAAGGAACAAAUAAUAAUAACAUAGGAAAAUUAAAUGAAUGGAAAUAUAUUUUUAUAGAUUCAUUUUCUAAUUUUUAUUGCCAAAUUUUUUCAAAACUCACCGAAAAGUUACAGCUAUAUUUUUAUCCAUUUUUUUCACUUAUUAACCAUAGUAUUAUUAAAGCUGUUUACAAAUUCAAGACCAUCAUAUAUUCAAGAUUAGGCAGUUCGACAACUACUAAUAAUAAUACAAUAAAUUAUUAUGUUAUUUCUAAAAUAAACAAUUCGAAAUAUGCUUAUAGAUCUGAUGAAAAUUAUUUGAUAUAUUUUUAUAUCCACAUAUUUAUCAACUAUAUUUCUAAUUAUAACAAAGGAAAUAAGACAUCAAAUUUAUUUUUUAAAAACACCUCAGAAUAUAUAUACAAAAAUAAUGUUUUAAAAGAAGCAAUAUUAAUUGAUUCACUUUUUUCCCUAAAAUUGAACAAAAUAUUUUGCCAUUUAGUAUAUUGUUUUAUUUAUAAUUUUUCAUUAUGUGAUUUAUUUUACAGAUAUGAACAUUUAUUAAAUAUAAAAAAUCAAAUCAUUGUUAAAAAAAGUUUAAAUGAUAAAUUGACCUAUGACACUGAAAUGAUAAACUAUCUUAAAUUUGUUACGAAAAAUGUUAUACACAAAAAACUUACUUAUUUUCAUAUAAUGGCAAAUUCUAUAUAUUCCCUUAUAAAUAGCGGGGAAAAUGCCAAAAAUUGUAGGGACGUAAGAAAAACAAUUAAUGACAAUGAUACAGAACAAGUUAUUUCAAGCCAAACUAUUCAUAAAAGCAAAAAAGAAAAUAUUUUUGGUAGCAUAUUUAUUACUAAUGAUAUUAGCACAAACUUAUGUCAAUUUUUCAAGCCACUAAUUUUAGCUAAAAGAUAUUUAAUAAACAGAAAAAAUCAAAGACUUUCAAAAGUUGUAUAUUUUUGUGAUGAAUUUUUAAAAUACAAUUUUAGUUACAAUUAUUUUAUACAAAAUAGAAAGAUAGAAGAAAAUAGUGAAGAAAUACCUUCUUUGUUUUAUUACUUUAAUAAAAUUAUAAUUACAUUAGAAAAAGUUAUUUUUAAAAUAAUAAAAGGAAUGAGUACCUCAAAUAUAAAGGGAAAAUUAUGUCAUACCAAACACAAUGCUUAUACAGAAAAAAUGUUUAAUUAUUACUUAUUUAUGUAUAUUUAUAUAUUUGAAGCUAUGAAAAGUUUAGAAGAAAAAGACAAUAUUUAUAAUACGAUAAUAAUUAUAACAAGUGUUGUAAAAAUUAUAUUUUCUACAAAAAAAAUGUUUUACAAAGUUAAUAUAAAAUUAUUAGAAAUUUUAAAAAAAACAAAAUUAUUAUUUCAAACACAUUUGAUAAGUGAUGAUAAUAUGAACUCGUCACUUGUAUUCCAAAAUAAUGAAAUGCCAUACAAUAAUUAUAAUAUUACUAAAAGUGAAAUAAACAUAAGUAAUAUGAUAAAAUAUGAUUUCCUAAUACUAAAUGGUGAUAAGAAUAACUAUUUAAAACAGAACAACAUAAAGAAUACUUAUUUUUCAAACAAAUGGAUAAACAAUAUUUUUGAAAUUGUAAAUAAUAUAUAUGUAAGUUAUUAUAUAUAUGUAAGAAAUAAAAUAAAUUAUUUGUCUUUUUUUCAAAACAUUCAAUUAGAAAAUAUAGAAAUAUAUGAUAAUGAAAAAAGUGUAAAUAAAAUGUUCCCUUCUCACGUAAAAAAAACAAUAAAUAAUAAUAUAAAUUAUCUUGCCAAUGAUAUUGAAAAUUUUCUUAUACAAACAAAGUCUUUUUCAAAUGCUUUAAAAAUUCUAAACAAUGAGAAUAAUAAUUCAAAAAUUAAAAGCAUUGAGAAUUUGAUAAUCAAAAAUUUUAUUCAAGGAAGCUCUAAAAUCGAUGAAAAUUUAUUUACCAUGCUUAACACCUAUAAUUUGAACUCAAGUUCUUUCAAAAAUCCUUUAAAUAAAAUAACCACAACAUAUGAUAACCUAUCCAACAAAUUACAUAUAAACCAAAAAGGAUUAAACAUUAAUUGGAAUAGUAAUAGCCAUUUGUUGUUCUACUUUCAAUUUAUUAUGUUCAAUAUAAAUAUGAAAUAUUUAUACAACUCUUUUAUAUAUUUGAUGAAUUUUUACAUGACUAUGAAGUUUUAUAGUCAUUGGAAUUAUCAAAAAAACAUUCAAAUGCAAAGGAAUGAAACUUGUAGAGGCAUAAAAAACGAAGAAGGCGCUACGGCUGAAAAAAAAAAUCCAAACAAUACCUACUUUUUUGAUAUAUGCAAAAUGGACGUGAAUAAAAUAAAUAAAUGCAUUAAAGAAGCUAUAAAAGAAGUAUAUAUAUAUUUAGAAAAUAUAGAUAAUACUAUGCACAUAUAUGAAGAAAAAAUAGAAAUAUUAAGUUUUCUCAAAGAAAAGUAUAAUAUACUGGUAUAUGCAGAAAAAAGACGAAAACGAGCAAAAAAAAUCGAAAAAAAACGGGGGAAAAAUUACUUGACUUAUCAAUAUAGUGAUGAAGAAACAGAAAUAAACAUCAUAUAUACUAUAAUUGAAGAAAUUGUAUUUUUAAUUUACAAUUAUUUAAUGAAUAUAUAUAUGGUAAGGGAUACAAAUUAUAAUUAUGUUAAAAAAUUUGUAACUAUGGAAAAUAGUUUUGAAAAACAAAAUGAUCAUAGUUUAUCUGGGUUUAAUAAUCAUUUUGAAGCUGCUAAGGGGGACAAAAAUAAAGGAAAUUAUAUCCGGCUUUCAAAAAAAGAAAAAAUAUUUUUCUCAGAUUUAGAAAAUGAUAAUAAAGAUAAUAAUACUUAUGUAUCAAUAUUUGGUAGCCAAAAUUUUUCUUCACUUAUUAGCCAAAUGAAUGAACAAAUUAUCACAUAUGAAGAAUAUACAAUAUUUAAAAAUAUAUAUUUUGAUUACAACUUUGAGGAAGCUUCAAAAGGUAACAACAUGUACUCAUACUUAAGCACGUCUAUUUUUAACCGAUCAGUUAUUUUUGACUCAGUCAUAAAUAUGUAUAAAGAAAUAAAAAAUAAUAAAAAUAUAACAUUACUUCAUUUAAAUAUGAGUAAUUUUAUUUUUAAUAAUUUAAAACAAAAUUACUAUCACUAUAUAUUAAAAAAGGAUACCCCAUUUUAUGGAAAUUCUUUUUUUGAUACUUCACGAAAAAAUAUCAAUAUUAAUUACAUGAUUGUGAAAUUGACAAACUUAAAUUUAGAAAGCCAAAGCACAUUAAGAUAUUAUUUCAUUUUACACGUAUUCACCAUAUUUAACAAUAUAUUUGAAAAUAAUCAUAUAGAGAGUCAAACAAAAAAUAAUACAAAUCCUAUGGAGAUAUAUUAUUUAUUAUUUUUUCAGAUAUACCAACUCAUUAUUUUUAAGAGAGACAAUAUGCCAUUCACACAUAUGAUAGUCCAAUUGUUAGAAUUGUACAAAUACAUUUUUGAUUUAAAAAAUAAAGUUGAAUAUAUUAACAAAGUCGAAAAAUAUUUAACAAUAUUUCUAAUUAUUUUAUUUAAAAUUGUAAUAAUAAAUAUGGAGAAAUAUUUAAAUAAAUCCUAUAUAACCAAUAAUAUAAAAAUAGAUGAACUAAAACCAAGUGACAAAAAUGAAUGUCAAUUUGAUUGCGGAUAUGAGUUUAUGCCCAAUAAUAAAAUGUUUCAAAUUGUGCAUAACCACAUAAUGAUAGCAAGUGAAACAACACUAGACAAAAAUAUAUCAAAUUAUAGCUCAUUCGAAAAUUCUGAAAUGGGACAAAGCAAAAUGGACACAGACGAAUACGAACCUUUUGAAUUUUUAUACACAAAUAAAAACAAUAAUAAUCAAAGUUUAGAUAUUGAUUAUAUAUAUAAUUGUGUAUAUAAUUAUGUUACCAAAAAUAAUAAUAAAAUAAAUACAAAAAAAUUAAAUGAUGUUGUAAAUUUAUUAUUUUCUAAUCAUGAAAAUCUAAUAAAUUUGAUAAAAAAAUACGAAGAUGAAGAAUUUUUAUAUGCAUUAGGAUCAUUAUAUAUCUCUCAUUACUUUUUAAAUAUAAUUUGUUCUCAAAUAAGAAAGGAAAUUAAAGAAAUCUUUAAAAAAGUUGGAUUAAAAAAUUAUAUCAAAAAAUUAACUUUAUCAACAAAGGAACAAAUAUAUAUGAAUACUCAACAAAAUAUUUAUAAUGAAAAUAUUAAUCCAUUUGAUGAAUUAACCUAUAAUGAUUAUUUUAAUAUAAAAAAAAAUGUAUUUUUAAAAAAAGAGAUAAAUAAUAUUAGUAAGAAUAUACCAUUAUUACCAAAGCUACUUAGCAAUGUAAAUAAAAAUAAAAAAAAAAAAAUUUACACCAUGAUAAAUACUAGUAUGAAUAAAAAAUGUAAUUACCUUAUAGCACAAUAUAUAUAUAAAAAUAAUUCAGAACAUGUUCAAAAUUUAUAUAUAAAAUUAAAAAAUGAUUUUAAUAAUUUUUUGAAAAGUACAUUAUCAUAUGAUAAUAUUCAAUCCUUGUUAAAUAAUGUGAAUAAUACUAACAACAUCAUCAGUUAUUCUAUAAUUAAUUCUUCAAUGAACUUUUUAUAUCAUAUAAAAAAAAAAUAUAAUUUGAUAUUGAAAUUUACACACUCAACAACAUAUGCAUUGUGCGCAUUUAUACAUUCAGUCCAUAAUAUAAACUUAUUUAUAUUGCAAAAAAGAGAAAAAUAUAGACAAAAUAUAAUUAAGACAACUGGUGAAAAUAUAUACAGUAAUUAUGCAAAUAUCUCAUCCCCACUUACUUUUUAUGAAAAUGAUAAGUUUAGUGAAAAAAAUCCAAAACUUAUUUUUAGUCUGGAUAUGCAAUAUAAUGAAGGGUCAGAAGAAACAAAACAGUUGAAAGAUAAUCUAUAUGAUUAUACAAAAUUUCCAGUAAACUUCAACAAAAUUAUUAACUUAAAAAAAGAUCAAUAUGGAAAAAUAAGUGAAUUAGAAUACUUUGAAUUUAUAGUAAAAAUGUUACAAAAGUCUAAAAAUAUAUACAAAGAUUUUGAUUUUAAAAUAUUAGUAGAUUGCUUAAAAAAAUUAUGUAAAAAAAUUAUAUAUUCACAAAUGGAUGAAAAUAAUGUUAAUAAUAUUAAUGACUUAUUUAAAAUUGAUCAAUUCAAAAAUUUUGCUACAAAAGAAAAAGCUGAAUAUAUUUUACAAGAAGAUUAUAUUGAUAAAAAAAUUGAAAUGGAACUUGACAAUUUUUUUUAUUCUCCUGAUUAUUUUUCAACUGAACAAAAUGAUACUAACAUCAUCUUAAGAAAUUUUCAAAUAAAUGAAAAUAAAAAAGAUAUAAUCGAAAAUGAAUCAAACGAAUAUAAUUUUGACAAAAAUAAUGAUAGCUCAAGUGAAAGCAACGCAAAUGAUUCCAUACAAAAUAAUAAGGAAGAGAAACUUAAUGGAAACUCAAAAAAUAGCCAAGAAAAUAUGACUUCUCCAAAUCUAGAUGAAGAAAAAAAAGAAGUAAUAGAUGAAAAUGUUUUUAAUUCUAUUAUUUAUAAAAUUGUAAAAUUAUUUAAGAAAAAACAAUCAAACUUAAAUAAUAAUAAAAAGAUGAAAAAGAAAAAUGAAAUAAGUAUGACACAAAAAAAUAUAAGCAACAUUUUAGAUCUUCUAAUCAAAUUAAACACACCCAAUGAUUUUGAUAGCCAAAACAACUGUAUGUUUUUAUUAAGCAAAAAAUCGGAAGAAAAAGAAAUGCUAAUUUUCACUUUGAAUAUGAUGAACAAAUUAAGUAAAAUGACACAAUAUAAAGAAGAUAAGUUUACAGAGUUUAAAAAUAAAAUUCUCGACAUUUUUUUAAAUGAAAAAAAAGGAAAUCACAUAUAUGUAAAUAGAUAUAUUAAUUUAUUAGAUGAAAAUAUAGUAGAAUAUAUAUAUACAGUUUUAAAUGAUCUAUGCUUAUUUUUAAUAAAUAUUCGAAAAGAAUUCAUAUUAAUAUAUAACGAUAAUAAUCAUUUAAAUAUUUUAAAUAUCAUAAAUUCAAUAGAUGGUAUAUUAUCUAUUCCUAUAAAUAAUAUAAAAAAGGAAUUAGAAAAAAUUAUUGUAAAACUAGAGUCUAUUAUAAAUACAUUUGGAUUAUUAAAAAAUGAUAAUUUUAUAAAUUUUGAUGAAAUAAAUAUUCAACGAUUAAAUCUGAUAAAACAACAAAAAUUCAUAGAGCAAUUAUUAAUGUAUACAAUAUAUUUCAGAUUAUACAAAAUAAAUGAAAUUAAACAUAUUAGAAAAAAUCUAAAUAAAAAGAUUGUGAAAAAAAAAACCUUAAACCUUUUUUCAUUUUUAUUUUAUCUAUGCUAUGACGAUAAUACACAAAUUUCUAAAGAAGCCAAUCGAACAGAUGAAUCAGAUAUUCAGGGUCAUGGAAAUAUUCAAGACAAUAUGAAAUUAAAAAUUAUAAAAACAUUUGAAACGUUAGUCAUAUUUUUAAGAGAAUCAACAAUUGGAGAAUUUACAGCACGUUUAAACUUAAUAUGUCUAGUUGCACAUUUAUUUGGAACCUCUGAAAAUAUAAAAGAAAAAAUUAUGAGUUCGGUAUUUUUAAAUGUAUAUAAUUAUAUGUACAUAUAUUCCCCUUUAAUACAAAAGAAAAUAAAAAUGUGUAAAAAUUAUUUUGAUUUAAAUUUAAGAAAGUCGUUGCAAAAAAUUAACUUGGAUUUAAUUAGUGUAGAUGCAUAUAAAUCUUCAAUCCUUAAAUUAAAAAAAGUUAUAGUAUAUUAUACUAAACUAUAUUUCCAACAAAUUAAUAUAACUAUGGAUAAAUUUAUUCAAGAAAAUCGAAACUCUAUUUUUGUUUCAAUAAAUAAUAACGAAAAAGAUGAUCUAAUUAUUAAAGAAAAUAAUGAUAACGAUGAAGAUGAAGAUGAAAAUGAAAAUACUUCAAAUGAGUCUGAUCUUGAAAUAGCUUCAGAUUUAGAAAAUCAAAAUCCAGUAGUUGUAGAAAAUGAUGAACAAGAUAUUUCUCCCCCUAUAGAUCAACAAAUCGAAGAAUUAUACAUAUCAAACGAAUUAAGCGGGAUGAAAAAAUCAUUUUUAAAUUUAGCAAAGAAAAUAAAAAAUAAAUUAAAUAUGAACAAAUUUUUAAACUAUGUAGAUAAUUAUUAUAGUUUUGAAGAAUUAUCAAAAAAUUUUGUUGAUGAAAUAAAAAAUGUAUUAAAUAUACAAAGCCCAAAUGCAAAUAUGAAUCAAAAAAAAAGAUGGAUAUAUAUACUUAAACAUUUUAUAAAAAAUAAAUUAAACAUACCUAUUUUAUACGAUUUAAAUAAUUUUAAUUUUUUUUCAGACAUAUUUAAAGAACAAAUUUAUUUUGAUGAUAUUAAAAACGGGGAUGAAACAAGUAUAUCCUUUUUAUUUGAAUAUUCAUCUUCUGAUGAAAUUUUGAAAGAAUUUAAGAAUUGCCUAAUGUGUAUAUUAGAAAAUGAUAAUGAAACUGAGCAAAAUAAACUAGACGAAUUUGUAAAAAAUAUAUCAGAUGAAAUAGAUAAUUAUAUAAAAAGAAAAAAAGUUAAUAGCUUAUCCUUUUUAGAUAAAAUAAAGAAUAUUUUAAAAAGUAAUGAAGAUAAAAAUUCUAAAAUAUUAUAUCUAAUCAUAUAUAUAAAAUCAAUUAAUAUUCAUGAAGACAUACGAAAUGAUGAACUAUUAACAACAUAUCUUUUAAAUUCUAUAAAUUAUGAAUAUUAUAAUUUAAGACGAGAAAUAAAUAUAUUUUAUCAUCACUUUGUUUUUUACUAUUUAAUUAUUAAUGAUCUGUUGUUUGAAAAAAAAUAUGAGAUAAAUUAUUUUGGAAUAGACAUAAAAACUUUUGAAGAAUUUAUUUUAAAAUGUAACGAAAUUAAAAGUAGUUUAUUACAAAUUUUAAGUAUUUUUUCAGAACAAUUAAAAAAUAAUGAAUUAUUCAAAAAUAUUAUCUUUUCAAUCUAUAAAAUUAUAUAUAUUAUAUAUAAUUCAAACGAAUUUGCAAUAUUUAAAUUUAUUAAAAAUAUAGAUACCAUUUCUUGCUUAGAACAGUUUAAGAAUAAUUCAAUGUCCAAUUUUAAAAUUAAAGUAAAUGAACACUUGUGGAAAUUUGUAGAAAGAAAUAUUAAAAAUUUAGAAGAUGAUCUUACUAAAAUAUUUUAUUUAGAUAUAGGAAUAUACUUUAAAAAUAAAACAUAUCAAUGCAUUUAUUCUUUUAUUUCUUUUUUUAAACAAGUAGAAAAUCCAUUUACACAAAAUAAUGAGCUAGAAAAAAAUAACACACUUAUAAAUUCGUCACAUUUUGAUAAUAUAAAUAACCAAAUUGUUGUCUUUAUAAAUAAUAUAAUUAACAAUAAAUCAAUAUUAUAUAAAAACGAAGAAUACCCCAAUUUUCAUGAAUCAAAAAAUGUUAAUACAAUAUACUCCUUCUCAGAUAUUAUCGAAUUUUAUUUAAACAUAUCAAAUUUAAGUUUAUUAAAAAAUGAAAAGAAUUAUGAAAAAAAAAUAAACACAUUUUAUUAUAUGAGUAAAAAUCUAUUUUAUUUUAUAAAAUCUAUAUUUUUAUACUUUUUAGAUAUAUAUAUUGGAUUUUCAAACAUAACAUUAUAUUUUCUAAAAGUAUUAAAAAUUUUAUAUAUUAAAGGAUUAUGCAAACAAGUUAAAGAUAAUAAUGAAACGACUGAAAAUGGUGAGGAGUCUAAAAAUGAUGAUAUUUUUCAUAAAAUCGAUUUUAUUCAAGGAGUUGGAUUAGGAGAAGGAAAAGGUGUUAAAAAUAUUUCGGACGAUGUUGAUAAUGAAGAUCUUGAUAAUAUCUAUAAUGAAGAUGAAAAUAAUUUUAGUCAAGAUGAACAAGAUUUUAAUGAAGAAGCUAUUGAAUCAACUUAUAAUUUUAAAAAAUUUUGUGAAAAAGAAAUAUCAGAAAAUCAGGAUAAAUCUACUGAUACUAAAGGGGAUAAGAAACAACUCCAAAAUGAGCAGGAUAAUAUUAAUAUGGAAAAAGACGAGUCAAAUAAUAUUGACAAUAUCAAAGAUACAAAACAGAGUGAAAAUCAAAAUCAAAAUGAAGAUGAAAACAAUUCUGAUCAACCUAAUCAAAAUGAUCGAGAACAAAAUAUCGAUGAUGUUUUUGAAAAAAAUGAUGGAACUAAUAUUAGUCAAACUAAACCCAAUGAAAAUAUGGAAAAAAAUAAAAAUUCUGGUGAUCCAAUUGAACAGGGAAAACAAGACACUGAUUUUGAUGCUCUCAAUGUAGACGAUCAAAAUGAAAGCCAAAAUGGUGAAGAAAAACCAGAACCACAAAAAGAACAAUCUGGUGAAAAAACAGAAGAUAAAUCAAAAGAUACACUAAAUGAAAAAAUAGAUGAUCAAAAUAACGACAUAGAAUUUGAUGGAAGUGAUUUUGGUGAAAUUUCUGAAAAUGAUAACAACGAAUUAAUGCAAACAUCAAAAGGAAAUAACAAUUUUAACAUGAACUAUUCAGAAGAAAAAAAUGAUAAUAUAAAUGAUGACUAUAGUGAAAUUCAUAGUGAUGCCAAUGAAGAUAGCCAUGAUAAUUUCGAUGAUAAAAAUGGAUUUAAUGAUACAAACUUUGAAAGUGAUAACUUUGAUUUUGAAAUUGAAUCAAGUGAUUUUUCAAAAAGUGCGAAAUCGUUCAUAUCUGAUGAAGAUCAAAAUUUAGAUGAAUAUGAUGAUGAAGAGAAAAAUAAUGAUACUGCUCAAAGAGAUGACAAAGAUUUAAAUAAAAUGAAAGAAAGGGAAGAUGUUGAUAAGCUUACCAAAAAUGAUUUAUUCGAACAUCCUGACAUAAAUAAAAUGGAUGAAGAGUAUGAAGAAAGUGACUUUAACAUUUCUGGCCAAAGUGAAAAUGACGAUUUAGAGCAAAAUGAAAAUAAUCAAAAUAUGAAAAACAAAUUAAUGCGAGAUCAAGAAAGAGAAGAAAAACAAGGUAGUGAUAUGGAUGAAAUUGAUGAAGAUGCUACAAAUAAAGACGAGCAGUAUGGCAAUCAAAAUGAUAAGUAUGAUGAAAAUAAUUAUAAUGAUAGUGAGCAAAGUUUCAAGGAAGAAGAGCAAAAAGGAGAUGAACUAGUUGAAGGAAAAACUGAUGAAAUUGGAGAGGGAGAUAAUGAAUUGGAUAAAGAAGAAGAAGACCAAAUUGGAAAGCAUGAAAAUGACGGACUUGAUAAUAAAGAUAUAAAAUCAGAAGUCCAAAAUGAAGUUAAAAUAGAAGAACAUUCUAAACAAAAUGAUGAAGACAUUGAAAAACGAAAAGAUAUAGACACAACAAAUUAUAUCAAUCAUAAUGAACAAACAGUAGAAAAUGAUAAAAUAAAAAAUCCAGAUGAAAAUAUAUUGUCAAAUAAACAAGCAAAUAGUUUAGACACAAAUAAAAUUGAUGAUACAAAUGAUAAUAAAGGUAAAGAAAGUAGAAUAAAUGGAUUAAGAGAUGAAAUGGAUCAAAGUGAUGAAUCAGGUGAACAGGAAAAUUCAUUUGAAAAAAAUAAUGAAAAGGGAUUUAAAGGAAAUGAAAAUAAUACAGAAAAAGAUGAUCAAGCCAAUUCAAAUACAUUUUCUUUUUCUAUUAAUAAAUAUAAUAUAUAUACUGAGAAUUUUAUGGAUAUAUCUAAUUUUAUCGAAAAAAUAAAUGAAAAGUUGCAUAACUUGAAUGAAACCGAUUUUAAUAGAAAAGAUGAAGAAAGAGAAAAUGUAGAAUCCUAUCAAAAGAAGGGAAUUAAUAAUUUUGAUACAUCCCAAGAAAAUAUAAUUAAUUCUGAAAACGUUAAACCAAACUCUGACAAUAAAAAUGAAAAUGAUACUGCUGAUCAAAUUAAUGAAAACGAUACAACUAGUAUUCUUAGUGAUGAACCAAAGGAUGAGCUUGAUAGAGACAAUAAUUGUGAAAUUGAUGAUUCAAAGGGAGAAAUCAAAGAAGUAUAUGCAAAUAAAAAUAAGCAAAAUAAAAUAAAAAAUGAAAUGAAAACAGAAAAGCAUCAACAACAAAAAAUAAAUGAUAAGAAUAUCGAAACUGGAAGUAAUUAUGAUGAAAAUGACAAUGUCAGUAGUAUUGAAUCAGAACAAAUGGAGAAAGAUAAUGAUCAACGAAAUUGUGAAAGAAAAGAUGAACGAGAUUUUGAGCACGACUCAUUUAGUGAGGACUAUAACUAUGAUGAUGAAUUAAAAGACAAUGAAGAAGAAAACGAAUUUAAUGAUAAUAAUAAAGACAAAUACAAAAUGUAUGAAAAUGAAAAAGGGCUUGAAAGCGAAUAUAAAUUAAAAAAUGAAAAUACAAAUUUUGAGGAUAAAAUAAAAUAUGGGGAUAUGUUAAUGCAAAAUAAUAAUAUGAGCAAUAGUAUAAAUGAUGAAAAAUAUGAAAAAAUAUAUGAGCAACUUAAUAAUGAAACUGAAAUGAUUUCUAGCCAAUUAUGUGAACAAUUAAAAAUAAUUUUAGAACCAACUGUUAGAAAUAAAUAUGAAGGUGAUUAUAAAUCUGGAAAAAAAUUAAACAUAAAAAAAUUAGUAAAUUAUUUUGCAAGUAAUUUUAGAAAUAAUAAAAUAUGGAAAAGAAAAACAAAAUUAAAUAAAAGAGAUUAUAAUAUAUUAAUUGCAAUAGAUAAUACUAAAAGUAUGAAAAUAAAUAAUAUUCAAAAAAUGACAUUAAAUGCUAUAUUUUUAGUUGCUAAAGCAUUUGAAAAAUUAAAUGUCGGAAAAAUAGGAAUAUGCUCAUUUGGAGAAAGCGAACAAAUUAGUUCAAAUAAUAUCGUAUGCCCAAUGGUUAAUAGUUUAAAUAAACAAAACUUUUUAAAAAUUUUAAAUCACUUCAAUUUUAAUCAUGAUACAGAAAAUUCAUUUGAUUGUGCUAUGCUAAAUGCAUUAAAAAUUUGUAACUACGUAUUUAAAAAUAGUUAUACACAAAAUAAUUCAAAAAAUACACUUAACCAUUUAAUGCUUAUUAUAAGUGAUGGAAGAUUUAAUAAAUCAGUAGUCAGAGGUGAAAUAUUUAAUUCAAUUAAAAAUAACUUUAUACCAAUUCUAAUGAUUAUAGACACACAAUUAUCUAAUAAUAAAGCUCAAUCCAUAUUUAACUUAAAACAAACUUUUUAUAAAAAUAAUAAAUUAGAAAUUGUUCCAUAUUUACAUGAUUUCCCAUUUCCAUAUUUUGUCGUUGUCAAUGAUAUAAAUGAUAUACCAUCUAUGACUUGUGAUAUCAUAAGACAGUGGUUUGAAGUGCUUAAUAAUAAAUAA